Emys orbicularis (European pond turtle) is the source of this 975-nucleotide messenger RNA. It is a transcript of the gene SLC25A15, whose product is annotated as solute carrier family 25 member 15. Gene Ontology annotation, biological process: mitochondrial L-ornithine transmembrane transport. The record is from RefSeq and is a predicted model, not a curated record. Gene Ontology annotation, molecular function: L-ornithine transmembrane transporter activity. Gene Ontology annotation, cellular component: mitochondrion. NCBI's taxonomy places the organism in Eukaryota, Metazoa, Chordata, Testudines, Emydidae. Bases 37 to 942 code for a protein of 301 amino acids. The transcript has 6 exons.
UCUUAUUCCAUAGCAACCAAUAAGCAAGCGUGAAACAUGAGGACAAAUCCCGCCAUUCAAGCUGCCAUCGACCUCACAGCAGGUGCAGCAGGUGGGACUGCAUGUGUGCUAACCGGCCAGCCCUUUGAUACAGCUAAGGUGAAGAUGCAGACAUUUCCCAGCAUGUAUAAAGGACUCAUUGAAUGUAUUGUGAAGACAUAUAAACAAGUUGGAUUGCGAGGCUUCUAUAAAGGGACCACUCCAGCACUUGUAGCCAACAUAGCAGAAAACUCAGUCCUGUUCAUGUGCUAUGGGUUUUGCCAGCAGAUUGUGAGGGGAGUUGUUGGAUUAGACAGGAAAGCAAAACUGAGUGAUCUUCAGAAUGCAGCUGCAGGCUCUUUUGCUUCUGCAUUUGCUGCCUUGGUCCUAUGUCCCACAGAGCUGGUGAAGUGUCGGUUGCAGACCAUGCAUGAAAUGCAAUUAUCUGGAAAGAUAAUACAAGGACACAAUACAGUUUGGUCAGUAGUGAAAAGUGUUAUUCAAAAGGAUGGCCCACUCGGGUUCUACCAUGGUCUGUCAAGCACUUUACUUCGGGAAGUCCCAGGUUAUUUCUUCUUCUUUGGAGGCUAUGAACUGAGUCGGACAUUUUUUGCAGCGGAGAGACCAAAAGAUCAACUAGGGCCUAUUCCUUUGAUGGUGAGUGGUGGUUUUGGAGGCAUCUGCUUGUGGAUUGCUGUUUAUCCUGUGGACUGUGUCAAAUCUAGAAUUCAGGUUCUUUCCAUGUCUGGAAAACAGGCAGGCUUCAUGGGAACAUUUGCAAAUAUUUUGCGAAAUGAAGGAGUAUUUGCCUUGUAUUCUGGACUAAAGCCUACUUUGAUUCGUGCAUUCCCAGCCAAUGGUGCACUGUUCCUUGCCUAUGAGUACAGCCGCAAGAUGAUGAUGGAACAGGUUGACACGUACUGAAAUCUUCCAGCAGCAGGUUUAGGUCAACCUUUU